Manihot esculenta (cassava) is the source of this 1255-nucleotide messenger RNA. Its product is annotated as aquaporin PIP2-7. Gene Ontology annotation, cellular component: plasma membrane. NCBI's taxonomy places the organism in Eukaryota, Viridiplantae, Streptophyta, Magnoliopsida, Malpighiales, Euphorbiaceae. Gene Ontology annotation, molecular function: water channel activity. Gene Ontology annotation, biological process: transmembrane transport. The record is from RefSeq and is a predicted model, not a curated record. The transcript has 4 exons. Bases 162 to 1007 code for a protein of 281 amino acids.
CCUGUCAUUGUCCACUGAGAUACAAUCCUGAUAGGUUUGGUUCCAUUAUGCUAAAGCAUAUACUUCCCUCUGUCUUCCAUAAAUUCAAUCUUCUAUAAUUCUCACUCCACUCCUUCCAAGCUCUCUCUGAUUAACUUUACAGAUUGUAAUUAAUUUCCAAGAUGGCGAAGGAAGUGACAGAAGAGGCAGGAGAGGCUUCGCAGCAAGAAAGAGACUAUGUAGAACCACCACCAGCACCACUUUUCGACCCACAAGAGCUUGGUCUCUGGUCUUUUUACAGAGCUGUCAUCGCAGAGUUCAUCGCAACUCUUCUCUUUCUCUAUGUAACUAUUGCCACAGUGAUUGGCUACAAGAAGCAAACUGACCCUUGUGCCGGCGUUGGCCUUUUAGGCAUUGCAUGGUCUUUUGGCGGCAUGAUUUUCAUCCUUGUAUACUGUACUGCUGGAAUAUCAGGUGGUCACAUUAACCCAGCUGUGACAUUGGGCUUAUUCUUGGCAAGGAAGGUGUCACUGGUGCGAGCUAUUGCUUAUAUGGUGGCUCAGUGUUUAGGAGCAAUAUGUGGAGUUGGCAUAGUUAAGGGGAUUAUGAAGGAUUUCUAUAAUGCUCAAGGAGGUGGUGCUAAUACUGUGGCUGAUACAUACUCUAAAGGAACUGCUCUUGGAGCUGAGAUUAUUGGGACUUUUGUCCUUGUCUACACUGUCUUCUCUGCCACUGAUCCCAAGCGUAACGCACGUGAUUCUCACGUUCCUGUUUUGGCUCCCUUGCCGAUUGGGUUUGCAGUUUUUAUGGUGCACUUAGCCACCAUCCCCAUAACAGGCACUGGAAUCAACCCAGCUCGUAGCUUUGGUGCUGCUGUUAUAUACAACAACGACAAAGCCUGGGAUGACCAGUGGAUCUUCUGGGUAGGGCCAUUUGUGGGAGCACUAGCUGCAGCAAUAUAUCACCAGCACAUACUGAGAGCCACAGCCAUUAAAGCAUUGGGAUCUUUCACCACCACCACCAACUAAUCUCCAAGCCAAUCCCUCCUCUGCAAAUCUCCUCUACAUGGCAUGCAGUUGUUUAUGUAUCAAUUGUUUUUGUACAUAGUCUGGAGUCUGGACUGCUUCUGUGAUUGGUGGCUUGUGAGCUUUGCUUGUGGUCUCUUCAUUUGGGUCAUCAAAGAUUUUAAUUUGUAAAUAUGAAUUGUACUCAGAAAUUGGUGUUCUGUAAAUUUUAAUUUAUUGCUAUAAGUGACUUGAGUAGAUUUGUCUUAUUA